Messenger RNA from Polychytrium aggregatum, 1018 nucleotides. Its product is annotated as ribosomal protein L24e-domain-containing protein. Gene Ontology annotation, cellular component: nucleolus. The transcript has 4 exons. The coding region runs from base 138 to 620 and encodes 160 amino acids. The record is from RefSeq and is a predicted model, not a curated record. Lineage: Eukaryota; Fungi; Chytridiomycota; Chytridiomycetes; Polychytriales. Gene Ontology annotation, biological process: ribosomal large subunit biogenesis.
GCUCUCUCGGCCCUCCAACGACACCGACUCUGUUGCUGGACGACGCACCUAUCCGACAGAGCAGCGAGCCCGCAUCCUCCUUCGCCCCUCUCCUCCCUCUCAUAGAGCCUCCGCAGCAAGAGUCAUAGUCCUUCACGAUGCGUCUGGAAAAGUGCUACUUUUGCUCGAGUACCAUAUACCCUGGUCACGGCACCAUGUUUGUGCGGAAUGACUCCAAGAUCUUCCGCUUCUGCCGCUCGAAGUGCCACAAGAACUUCAAGAUGAAGCGCAACCCCAGAAAGGUCCGAUGGACCAAGGCCUUCCGUCGGGCGGCCGGCAAGGAAAUGACAAUCGACUCGACUCUUGAGUUUGAGAAGCGUCGCAAUGUCCCCGUCCGCUACGACCGCGAUCUGAUGAGCACCACCCUCAAGGCCAUGAAGCGGAUCGCCGAGAUCAAGGCCAAGCGCGAGAGAGUGUUCACCAAGAAGCGCUUCCUCGCCAACAAGUCCAAGGAGAAGAUGCAAAACGUCCGCGAGAUCCAGAAGAACAUCGAGCUGGUUGCGGCCCCCGAGCUGCGCAAGAAGAUUGUCGAGCACAAGAUCCUCGAGGAUCAGUCGAGAGAGGACAUGGAGCUGGCCUGAACGAGCUCCUCAGGCACUGCGCUGUGACCGUUGUGACCGCUGUGGUCACAGCGAUUCUGGACGACCAAAUGCGACCGUUGCGGCGUAGCGGCUUUGCCUCGCUUGGAUGGGGGCCAUAUCAUCCAGUUUCUGCUUCUACUCUCAACCUGCUCUUGCCACUCCCACCACCGCAUCGGGCUGUGUCGGCUCAACUUUUGUUUGCAAUCGUAACGGCGGCCUGUUGAUUUGGAUUGACCCAGACCUGAGUGACACUGUACCAAGACACUUGAUCUCCGAGCCAUAGCACUGCUGGCGUUCCGUCUCAGCUCGCACUGGCUCUAGCUAGCUCCUGGCCAGCUUUGUAUCCAGCCAGAGCCCACGGUCGGCUCAUGUCAAUACAGCCCCUCCACAAAAAUACG